Colossoma macropomum (tambaqui) is the source of this 3983-nucleotide messenger RNA. It is a transcript of the gene rchy1, whose product is annotated as ring finger and CHY zinc finger domain containing 1. Gene Ontology annotation, cellular component: nucleus. Lineage: Eukaryota; Metazoa; Chordata; Actinopteri; Characiformes; Serrasalmidae. Gene Ontology annotation, biological process: ubiquitin-dependent protein catabolic process; protein ubiquitination. The record is from RefSeq and is a predicted model, not a curated record. The transcript has 8 exons. The coding region runs from base 14 to 832 and encodes 272 amino acids. Gene Ontology annotation, molecular function: ubiquitin protein ligase activity; zinc ion binding.
UCUCCCGUUUCAAAUGAAGUCUGAAGCCGUUGUGGUAAACAUGGCCACAGAAGCGGGAUGUGAGCAUUAUGUUCGCAGCUGUUUGCUGAAAGCUCCCUGCUGCGGGAAGUUUUAUGUGUGUAGGCUCUGCCACGAUGCUGAGGAGGCUCACCAGAUGGACCGAUUUCAGGUGAAGGAGGUCAAGUGUGCCGUGUGCAACUCCAUUCAGCAGGCGCAGCAGGUGUGCAAAUCCUGUGGGGUGAAGUUUGGGGAAUAUUACUGCGACAUCUGUCACCUGUUUGAUAAAAACAAGAAGCAGUACCACUGCCAGCCCUGCGGCAUCUGCAGGAUUGGUCCUAGAGAGAAGUACUUCCAUUGCUUGAAGUGUAAUUUAUGUUUAGUCAGUGAUCUUCAAGGGAAACACAAGUGUGUGGAGAACGUGUCCAGGCAGAACUGUCCUGUAUGUAUGGAGGACAUCCACACGUCCAGGAUCGGAGCCCAUGUAUUGCGCUGCGGUCACCUGCUGCACAAGACUUGCUUUGAUGACAUGUGCAGAACUGGUGUAUUUCGCUGUCCUCUGUGCAUGCAGUCUGUGUGGAAUAUGGAGGAUGCCUGGGAGCAGAGAGAUAAGGAGAUCGCUCAGACUCCAAUGCCUCCAGAGUACCAGCACACUACAGUAAAGAUCCUGUGUAAUGACUGUCAGAGUCACUGCAUGGUUUCUUUCCACGUGUUGGGGAUGAAGUGCAGCAGUUGUGGCUCCUACAACACGGUGCAGGACAGUGGGCUGAUACACCCUACAGAACAACAACAACAACAGCAACAGCAGCAGCAGCCUGAAACAGACACCCAAUGACCUGAGCUGCAUUAGGCUCCCUCCUUUCUUUUCACUCCCUUCUUUUUUUCCCUGUUCUCGCUUCUCUUCCUCCUGUCUCUGACUCAUCUGCCUGGGUCGGCAGGUACUUUUUAAAGGAACACUUCAGCGUUUUCUGCUGCAUCUGUAUCGUACGGUCAGUUACUGCAGACAGUAAUUUUAACACCUGAACUGAAACCUGUUGAUUCAUAACUCACUCAUAAUAGAAGUUAGAGAAAUUAGAAGUCAAUGGGCAGCUGCUGAAUUCUGUUAUAAAAUAAUGUUUGUAAAUAUGCAUAUUAUAUAAUAUAUUCCUUAGUUUUUCCAGAGAGAAGAAUCUGUUAAUUUGUUAACAGUAUACUGAUGUGGGAGGAGCUUCACAGGCUCCACCCAUCACCAUAGAAACCAGACAACCUUAGAGAAAGUAACCGUAACUACUUUUUACUGGUUGCGUCAUGGGACUGUGAUGUUGUCAUUCUGUAGUCGGCCUUGUGCCCAUAUUAGAAACUCUGGAUCUGAGCAGUUUUUCUCUAUGACAAAAAUGAAUGGGGUUCUCAGAGAUUGCUGCUGUCGUACUGUGUGGUAAACAGAAAUGUUCCAGAGCUGCUACGUUUUGUCCAGUAUACGUUUUUCAUUAUGAGGCUGUUAAGGAGCCAAAAUAUGAAUAAUGCCACACCCAUGCUAAUAACUAAAGCUAACGCUCCUGCACAUGAAAAUGAUGCAGCAUAACAUGUAGUGUACUAUUAAACUUCAGCACUGUCAAAACUGCCAGACGCCUCUGAACUCCCACACUGGACGACGCUGCUGGUUUGUUUGGGCUAAUUUUUCUGUACUUGCCGGUUAUGAUGUCAGUUCAGUGCGCAGCAGUGUUAGCUUGCGUUGUAACUGUUGUCCCUCUGGUUCUGUGUUCAUUAAGUUGUAGUACUAGCUCCUACCACUAAUGGCAGUAAUGAGUUCUCAAAGAUCAAGUUAGAGUAUAAAAGACAGCGGUGGUCGUAUUUCAGCUCUGCAGUGACCUCGUAAUUCAGAGGAUUCAGGGACGUUUGGAUGGCAAAUGUACGUACGGCAUUAUUGUUUGUCGGGACACUAUUUUUAUACAUCUUUCCAGCAGAGAAAACCAGCUUAGACCCAGAGUUCCUAAUAUGGGCCUGAUGCCGACUACAGAACUACACGAUCUCAGAGGUCUGUUGUGAAGUUAAACUUCGGUCUGUCUCUUUCUAACACGGGUUCUCUAAGACUGGAACAGCUGUUGUCUAGAAUUUGCAUUAUAUUCUGGUGGGCGACUUGACAGAAGUACAGUAUCACAAUGAUUGAGGAUGUUUUCAUGAUGCACAUUACAAUAUUAAGCUUUUCUAAGGUUUGAUAAGCUAGAAUAGACAGAAUGAACCAACAGACCCUCAUUAGUAGGUUUUUUCACCAAACCCAGUUAAACAGCACUAAUUCUGCUCUCUUUAUAAUGAAACAUGUCGUUGGUCCGUGUUCCUCACAUAAUGACGAUAUUCUCGGUCUACUUGUGACUCGAUGUACCAAAGUAACGCUAAAAUAUGGUCACAUUUCCCACAUAUUUCGAACGUUAAUUCGCAGAAUUGAGCAGCUGCCCUUUGAGUUCUGCUAUAAGUGAGUUUAGAGUGUGUUUUCUGUUCUUUUCAGUAAAAUGUGUCUAAUUUAUCUGUGGUGAUUCUCGACUACAGACGCAGCAGAAAAACGCUGAUUUCUUUAAGAGACCAGCGAAGUGAAAGCAGCUCACCUCACACCUCUACAGCUGCAGGCCUUUCACAGGAGGCUGCUUUUCAGGCUGAUCCCUGCGCGUUUAUCCAGCUUUGUGCAGGAUUUCUCCUCCAGAUCUGUGUCCCAGCGUUUUCCUCCCCCAUGUUUCUGACUGUAACGAUAAUGAACUGCUUCUUAUUUACAGAUUAAACUGUGUGUGUGUCAUAUAUUCUCAUCAUGCGUGAGCUUACAGUGAGUUUAGUGCGAUUAAAAGUGAAUCUCAGGAAACAGGUGUUUAGACUGGGCGGUUUCAGCUGCUCUUUCAUUCAGAUACACAGAUGCUGACUGGCCAGGUUUCCAUCCAGCUGUGGAAGUAAAUUGAAGCCAAUAAUCUCAAAAUCAUUACACGACUAAAGCUGCAUUUCCAUCAGCUCUAAACAAGAGAACAAACCUUCUGAGAACUUCUUGAAGUCUUUAGUGUUGGGCAGCUUCUCACUCACUGCUGUGUGAUAAAAGUGCGUUUUAAUCGGUCACCUGGAAUCUGCUGCCUGUCCGGUAUCUACAGCUACAGAAAUGACAGUCAUGUGACUCUAUUUGCAUAUGUAUUGUUUAAUGCUUUUCCAUCAUGACUUGCUGCAUUUCCUUUUACCUGCAAAAAAACGUCCUAUUUUGAUGUGAUUUGCAAAAUUAUAAUUUUUUAUUUGAUACGGCAAAAUACACAAAAAUGUGUGGAUGGAAGCUUAGCUACUCUAGCGUCAGUCACUCUCGCUGGGGUCUGACGUGAUCUAACUAGAACAGACGUUUAGGGACGAAUUGUUAAAGUUUUGGUGCUGGAUUGCGGUAAAUUUCGACAAUAACAAGGACACGCCCCUCUAAACUCCACCCCGCAAACUUCUCUAGUCUGUGUUUUUUAAAUUCCUCAGUACGAUCAAUAACACGAGCAGAACAAAUGCUAUCUGGAAGUGUUUUUCUCUGUAAGAGGUGUUAUGUAAUUAUUAAAAACGUAUAUAUUACAUUUGUUUAUUUUUACUGUAUUGAUUUCUCUGCGCAUGCGACUCACAUCUGCAUGCUUAAUUUCAGUUGGACAUUUCAGGGGGACGCUACGUCCAUGUGCUGAGGACAGGCUUGUUCUCUGUCAGACAGUGUUGAUGAGCAUACCAGCGCCCCCUACUGUGAGCUCCAACUUCACAAGCUGUUGGAUUGGUUUGGAAAUUUCGCUCUCAGUUUGUUUCCACCCACAUUUAGCCCAGAAUUUCGCAUGGUUGUCCCCACAUGUUCUCGUCAUGAGGUCACCUCUGGCUCUGCAAGACUAGAAUGAAAUGUUGAGGGUUUUUGGUCUGCUAGUAGAUCCAGACUAACCUGUAUCACCUGUACAGCUGUCUGAGGUUGUGCUGCUAAUAAUGUGUUUAAAUUAUAUGACUGUUUAAUCAUUAAAAAUUGAAAAGGC